CUUUGUUCGGACCUGGUUGGCAUAGGAACAGACCAUCUAGUGCUACUCUGGUGUGUUUAUAUCAGUUGUAGGGGAACACCUGGAUCCACCCUUAACGGCGAAUUAGUGGGAGUCAUCGAUUUCUUGACACCAAACAUGCCCCUCAACCCGAUGCGCAAUUCCGCAGUAAAGCUGCGUCUCAAGACGGCGCUUUACGGCAUCAAUUAUCAUACCGACCAUAUAAUGCCCUACAUUGCCCGUUCACAAUUACUGUUACCUAAGAACCCUGUCAAAUGCAAAAUCUCUCAUCUCUACCAGAACCGCCCUCGCGAUACGCUAUGGUACUCAAUGAGUCACAGCAUGAUCUCAUCAUACAAAAGUGUUGUUCGGUCAUGGGCAUUGGGAAGGUCUAGAGUAGCCUUUCGCAAAGCGAUGGAAGCGCGUGGAUACGAUAGAGACGGCCGAGCAAUCAGUUCGUUUGCCAGGGAGCCUCAGGAGGCGAAACAUAUUGACGGUCUCCGAGGGACGCUUAACGUCAUUAUUCAGGAACCGGUCCUCAACGCGAAAUCCUCAGAGAUUGAGAGGGAUAUGGAUUUGAUUGUGCAUGAGGUAAUCCAGACCAUGCUCAAGGAUCCAAACGUGAAGAAGGGCAAGGUUCCGCCGCCAGGGAGACCGCGUGUGUCUGCUUAUUAUCCAAGGAGAAGAUGAGACAGUCAGGAUCAUUUGAGAACAAUUUGGCACAUUCUUCUGUAAAUAGAUGAAUAGAAAUAAUAUCAUAUUGUAUAGCAUGGACAUGCCUCUUGAUCGCGGCCGAGGGUCCUUGGCAACGUUUGGUUCGUUCCUAACGGGCCGAUCUUUGAGGAGAAUCAAAACAACAUCUCCGACAUACCACCU
This is a messenger RNA of Aspergillus homomorphus CBS 101889, 873 nucleotides long. RefSeq lists its product as uncharacterized. NCBI's taxonomy places the organism in Eukaryota, Fungi, Ascomycota, Eurotiomycetes, Eurotiales, Aspergillaceae. The record is from RefSeq and is a predicted model, not a curated record. Bases 136 to 687 code for a protein of 183 amino acids. The transcript has a single exon.